AUGGUCAGCCAUCAAUCAGGGAACAAGUCCAAUGUCAAUUUGCCCUCCUAUGUCUUUUGUUCCCCAGAUCAGGUUCAGUAUUAUGCUGAAGAAACACGCAAAGGAAUGUAUGCUCUCUAUGAGGGGGAGAUUUUUUGGCGAGAUAGACAACCCUACCUCGACGAGCAUGGCUAUUCCCUACGGCCCCGAUAUCAUCCAAACUGGACUCCAUCGUGGCAAGAAACCAAUCUCGAUCCCGUAUUCUGUGAAGAUUCGAUAGCUUUGAGGAUAGAUGUUGUUAUCGACGCAACACGGAAGGCAGAUGGAAAGUUGGUUUCCAUCAAGACAGUAAAACGAAACGGUGGCGAAGUCCGUAUCGCGAGCUAUCUCUCGAGACCCGAUGUCUCCUCGCAUCCUUUGAACCGCUGCGUGCGCAUAUUGGAUGUCUUCGCAGAUCCCUUUGACCAGGAUGCGGCAUUCAUGGUCAUGCCUUAUCUUCGUCCUUUUGAUGAUCCGGACUUUGGUGCGAUCGGUGAAGUCACUGAAUUUGUUCGGGAGACACUGGAGGGACUGACCUUUCUCCACAGUCAACGCGUCGCACAUCGAGAUUGUGCAGCCGCUAAUAUCAUGAUGGACGGCGCACCGUUGUAUCCACAAGGUCACCAUCCGGUGCGUCGCGAAAGCAGCCCAGACGGUAUCUAUCUCCUUUCACCACUGUCUCGCAUCGACCAUCCGGUGCGAUACUACUUCAUCGACUUUGGCAUCUCCUCUCUGUUCGAGGAGGGCGAAUCGCCGUUCGUUGUCGGGAGGAAGGGACGAGAUAAGGAACUUCCGGAAUUAUCAGAUGAUGUUCCUUACAAUGCAUACAAGGUUGACAUAUUUAUCCUUGGUAAUCUGUACAAAAAGGACUUCUUGCAGAAAUACUACGGUCUCGAGUUUCUUGACCCAUUGAUAAGAGCUAUGACAGCACGAGAUCCGGCGCACCGUCCUGACGCAGAAGUCGCAUUGACAAUAUAUCACGACAUUCGUCGCGGGCUGAAUCCUCCUCUUCUACGCUGGCGGCUUCGUCCGCGAGACGAAUCGGCGCCUGAACGCAUCCUCUACGACUCUGUCGCUGCCGCACGGGAAGGUAUAUACCGCCUGAAGCAUAUCGUCGGUUAG
Molecule: messenger RNA, 1140 nt
Organism: Sparassis crispa
Lineage: Eukaryota; Fungi; Basidiomycota; Agaricomycetes; Polyporales; Sparassidaceae
Exons: 5
Coding region: 1-1140 (379 amino acids)
Biological process (GO): protein phosphorylation
Molecular function (GO): ATP binding; protein kinase activity
Source: RefSeq, a predicted model, not a curated record